Molecule: messenger RNA, 636 nt
Organism: Paramuricea clavata
Lineage: Eukaryota; Metazoa; Cnidaria; Anthozoa; Malacalcyonacea; Plexauridae
Source: the annotation of a GenBank genome assembly
AUGGAUCGUGAUAAUACUAUUAGGGAACUUAGAACUAAAUUAUUAGAGGCCGAAAGUGAGAGAGACUCACUAAAACAACAAAAAUACUCAUUAGAUACGCAAGAUACGUCCCAAUGUAAUGACACAAUAGAAAACCAACGACGCCUGUCGUCAAAAACAAUACCUAUUGAUGAGACUACGGGUACAAGGCACGAGAAUAACACUGAUAUUAGUCUGAAUAAUGGUAAAUCUCAUGUCUCUGACUCUAACUCGGCUUUGCAAAAUAUCCCAGUGCCUGCUAUAACAAAUCUGAAGGCACUCACGACCAUGUCUCUUGCGUUAUCAAAAAAUAAUCCAGAAAAUUGGUUAGGAAAGCUGCCUCUCUUAGAGGGAAAGCACAAGGCAUCUUGUACUCUCAAGUCUGCCAAGCAAAAUAUUUCACAAACAUCUACCAUGAAGACAACAGAUGCUAGAAUGACGGCGAAUGCCAUCAAGACCCCAAUACAACCUAUGUCAAAAAAUACUAAGCAUAAAUGUCUCCCAGUAGAUUGGAUGGAGAGGUUGCCUCUCAUAGAAGGAAAACCUAAAUCGCAACCAGUUCAGCGGCCAAAUAAUAUCAGCUGCCCGAAUCGUAUAAGAAUGAUAAUUAUUUUUUAA